Molecule: messenger RNA, 1487 nt
Organism: Trichoderma virens Gv29-8
Lineage: Eukaryota; Fungi; Ascomycota; Sordariomycetes; Hypocreales; Hypocreaceae
Exons: 5
Coding region: 84-1487 (467 amino acids)
Molecular function (GO): oxidoreductase activity; FAD binding
Source: RefSeq, a predicted model, not a curated record
UCCAGCGAUGUUUGCCCGACUUAACAGGAAUCUCCAGAACCAUAUUGAUCAGGCGCAUAUAUAUCUUAAGAUGAAAGUAAGCCAUGGAGUUACACAGCACUCGAGCUCUCCCAAUUAGCAAACUCAGAGGUGCUCUCAAGGGCUCAUUUGCUCUGACGCCUGAUUCAGAAGGCUACGAAGCAAGCUUACACAGAUGGUCUGAAGCAGCUGAAAAAAGAGCGGCAGUUGUGGUGCAAGCAAGGUCAGCCGAAGAUGUAUCCACAGCGUUACUAUUUGCUCAAGAGCAUGGCUUAGAAGUUGCUGUGCUUGGUGGAGGACAUUCAACCUCUGGAUCAUCUUCGACUGAGGGCGGCCUCGUUAUCGAUCUCACUAAAAUGCGUCAUGUAACGGUCAACCCGUCCUCAAAGACAAUCAAAGCUCAAGGAGGAACCAUAUGGGAGGACGUCGAUCUGGCUGCGGCCCAAUAUGGUCUUGCAACAGUUGGUGGAACUGUAAAUCACACCGGUGUUGGCGGUCUCACACUAGGCGGAGGCUAUGGCUGGCUAAGCGGCAAAUACGGACUGACAAUAGACAACUUGGUCGAAGCUGAAGUGGUCCUCGCCGACGGUCGAAUUAUGACAACGUCUGAAAAACAAAACUCUGAUCUCUUUUGGGCCAUUCGUGGAGCUGGCCAGAGCUUUGGUGUUGUAACUAGCUUCACCUUUCGUGGCUACGAGCAAAAGGAUCCAGUAUGGGGAGGGCUACUAGCUUUUGAUACCGCUGCUUUGGAUAAAGUGAUUGACUUCGCUAACAAACUCGUGGAAACGACGGAAGGACAGAGUGGUAUGGUAGUGGGAAUUGGUGCGCCUGCUCCGACUCACGAGGUUCGUAUCCUCACAAUCCUCUUCUACGACGGUGAUGAAGAGAAAGCAAGAGCGUACUAUGAUGCUUUAUUCAAGCUUGGUCCCGUUGUGGAUAGGACUUCAGAAAUGACAUAUAAGCAAGUCAACAGCAUGCUUAAUGCGGUAUCGACACAUGGUGACCGCAAGACUCAAAAAGGCUCUGCAUUUACUGCUCCACUACCUGCUUCUCUGGCAAAAACGCUAGUCCAGGACUAUUCCCAAUUUAUUGACGAAGUGCCAGAUGCUAAAAAGACCAUCAUCUUGAUGGAGUAUUUUAGCCAAAGGAUGGUGAACAACGUGGCUCAGACAGCUAUGUCCUUCGCCAACCGUGGGUUCCAUUACAACAUUCUGUUCAGUACACAAUGGACAGGAGCACAAAACGACGCUAAAUGCCGAGAAUGGACUCGCAAUAUGGGGCGUAAAGUCACAAAUGAGUUGCUCAAGACCAAGAACAAUGACGGCGUUGGAGAAUACGGAAAUUACGACGGCGUUUCUUCUUCUUCAGCUCAAGAUAUCUUUGGAAUCAACUACGAAAGAGUUCUAGAGCUGAAGAAGAGAUACGAUCCCAAAAACAUAUUCGCCAAAGGAGCAGUAUUCGACGUAUGA